AUGGCGUACCUCACAGUGCCCUACAAUGACUCUAUGCAAUUAGGUCAAGGAUUCAACUCCUUAACGCAUGAGAUCCACGAUGAGAACGUCGUUUCCAUUGAACGCAUCCACGCAGACGCCACCUUGACCCACACACAAGCUUCCGAAAGCUAUUGGCUAGGCGCUGAAGGUGACGCAUACGAAUGCGCUUCCGAAGCGAGUGCGUUCACGAACGCUACACCAACUUCGUCGCAGUGGGAUGGGGCAAAGGCCUUGCCGAGCGUCACUGGUAACGACAGUGGAUUUGUUUCGGUCGCCGGACAAGACCGCAAAUCUCCCAUCGUGACUUUCACUUCUCGCUCAGUUGACUGCCUAAGUGAAGUCACCACUGAGAUGAACAUAUCCGCAGCUGUUCCCAUUAUCCACCAGAGUCGUAAUGGGUCAGGUGCCGGCCUUCCUUUUGAUGUCCGUCAUUUCUAUGAAGCCGAUCUCAACUACUAUCUUGGCGUCCGGGUGGUGACUCGUCAGGACCGCCCUGCUGCUGCAUUCUCAAUUUCUCAGGGCAUCCUUAACUCUGGCGAUCUUGACGGAAGACUUGGUGAUUGCUUCAUCUCAGGUUUUCUGGAGGGAGGACAACUCAAUGCCCUCAUUUCAGUGAAGUUGGUUGACAAGAAGAAAAGCGCAGAGGUCUCAGCGGGUCUUGAUGCCAUCCUCCAAGUCAGCAAUGGAAAGUUCAGGUCGUUUACAGGCACGGUUGACACUGCGAUGCGCACGGUGAUGGAACACUCUAAGAUAACGGUGGAUUAUUCGAAUGUUGGUGGAGGUACGAUCACCUUUGAUGAUCAAUCCUCUGUUCUACAUUCGCUUCGCGACGUGUCAAGCAACUUCCCGGACCUGGCCGCCGAUCAACCGGAGAGGAUUUUCGCCAUCCUCACGAAGUAUGACAGUCUUGGCGGCUCACAGGCACCCAUUCCUACAAUCUCCUACGAUCAUUGCACUUUCUUUGCCAACAUGCUUCUUGAUUCCUUCAUGGAAUACAAAAGCAUUGAGCGGAGGCUCUCAGCACAGAUUGCGCAGAUCAAAUCCGGAACCAUGCAAUUCCAGCAGGGAGAUGACCGUAAGCGGAGGUUUGAUGCUUCAUGGAGAGGAAUUACCAGAGCAAAGCGAGAGUGUACAAAUCAGAUGCUCAAAAUCCUGAAGGAGGUGGGUGAAAUGAAGAAGUAUCCGGACAUUGCCACGGACGACACCCGGGAUGAGCAGUUUGAAGACCCCUUGGUCUUUAACGAGUACCUGCCGCAGAUCGUUCCUACAGCCCAAGUGGUUUCCGAUGACGACUCUCACGACCCACAAGCGCAGCUCUACCAUGGUAACGACGAUGAGCUAUUUCAGGCGGAGCGUGUAAAGGUGAAGGAGAUCAACGCAGAACAUCCAGAAUUCGCAUCGCAGCUUCGCAUGGCCACUCCAUGCGGCUCAGAAGAUGCUGGAGAGAUUUUCUGCAGCUUAGACUAUCUCAAGCCCGACUGGACGCUUGCCGAGGUCAGCGCGUACGUGGCGAGAGGCGUGGUCUCUGCCCUCAGCCUCAAAUACACAAACGGACUCGUGACAAUCUUCGGAGCGGUCGGUCGCAAAUACAAGCUGUUCAACCUCAAACUGGACUUGUCUGCCAAAGAACAUGUUGUGGGUUGUUCAAUUGAGACAGGACAGCCAGCCGUUGAGAAACUCGGGGUUUGUGUCACCGCAUUUCGCCUCUCGACAAACCGAGGCUCUGCCCUCAUCGCACAGGCACACGAUUGGAAAGAGGCGACUGAAGGGGGCAAUGGGAACUCUCCGCGCGAUGGCAUUUCUUUCCAAAAUCUGAAGAUGACCCAUUACGACCCUUUGCUCGGAAGCGGGUACAUCCAAGGUUUCUGGGGCCGAGCUUCGUUGGGUAGGACGGCCGAGCGGGGAUUCCUGCGACUUGCUCCCAUCUGGGGCAAUGCUACGCCCCCUGCCACGCUGAGCGGCAUGAAGAUGGAUGAUGCUUUGGAAGGUGAUGAGGUAUUCGAGCUACCUCCAAGUGGUUUGUGGGACACGUGGACGAUCCAUGACUGGGAAUCCCCAGUUUCCCGCACCUCAGCCAUUUUGCCUUACGAGAAUACUUGUCCCGAAAAGCCACUUCCGAUGAUUCUGACUGGUUUCCGGAAAAUGGAUACCUGGAGUGGGGCCAAUCUACGCUUUUCAGCUACCGUCGACUAUGUCACCGAGAGCGAGUUCAGUAUUGGAGUGGAUCAAUGGUCCAGCUCUGUGUUUUUCGGUGGUGAGUUUUCUUGGGUCGGCGUGCGUCCAGACGCAUCCGGUAUCCAAGGUGGGAUACUCGAGGCCCACGGUCCGGUCUACAGGGACAUCAAGUUUGCGCGGUCGUUCACGAAGCCAGUGCAGAUGCUGACCUGGAUAUCUGGACUCGAUCUGGACAUCGAAUACGGUAAGAGAGUGGAUAUCUCAGCAACUGAUAUCAGUGGAAUUGGAUUUAAACUGAACGUUGCGUCCGCAAGCUCGGCUCUUGUCCAGGCAUCCAUUUCUUGGAUUGCAAUAGAGCGGGACUCUGGUUGUGCUAUGGGUAGCUACUGCUGCUCUGUCGGUCCGGAUAGUCAUGAAGGUGGAGAUGGAUGGUGCAGCUUCCCCGAAGGCAAGUUUUCGAAACCACCCAAGGUUCUUAUUGGCUUCAGUUCAUUCGACAUCAGUGGAUCUUCGUGGAACCCCCGAUUCGGUACUCGCCUCUGGGAUGUUACCAAGGAUGGGUUCAAUUGGAGUGUGUACACAUGGGACGAAAGCGCGAUAUCUUGUGCGACGGUGCAGUGGAUUGCAAUCCCUGCAGAGUAG
Molecule: messenger RNA, 2838 nt
Organism: Lasiodiplodia theobromae
Lineage: Eukaryota; Fungi; Ascomycota; Dothideomycetes; Botryosphaeriales; Botryosphaeriaceae
Exons: 7
Coding region: 1-2838 (945 amino acids)
Biological process (GO): cell-cell adhesion
Cellular component (GO): phagocytic vesicle; protein complex involved in cell adhesion; cell surface
Molecular function (GO): polysaccharide binding; N-acetylgalactosamine binding; oligosaccharide binding
Source: RefSeq, a predicted model, not a curated record